ACAACAUCGAGUAAUUUCACUGCCAUCAUAUUUGAAGUCAUGUUUGCUAGAAAUACAGCUCGGAUACUGCUCAGGCGUGGGCAGAUAAGCAGAUCUAUUCAUACGACUGCGUCAAUUUCACCUCUUUUAAGAAUAUCCGCCGUUCAUACGACAAUCCGAUCUGAAGAAACAACAGCUCUCAACUCAAGAGGACGUCUAUCGAACAGCAUCUCAUCAAUAUAUAGAAGCUAUGCGACAUCCACUAAAAAGUUCCAGCAAGCAAGCAUUUCCGAAGAUGAAUAUCAUGAAGUGGCCGAUACAUGCUUGGACUCUUUGACGGAUUCAUUGGAACAAUUGGUGGAGGCAUACGAUGGACCUGAUGCAGAUGAUUAUGAAGCGGAAUAUUCGUCUGGCGUGCUCACUCUACGUCUUGGAUCACAUGGUACAUACGUGAUCAACAAACAGCCUCCAAACAAACAGAUAUGGUUCUCAAGUCCGACCAGUGGCCCAAAACGCUUCGACUACGAUUCAGAACAUAAUGAAUGGUUCAUGCACAAAGAUGGAGAAGAAUGGAAUUUCCGAAACAUUCUCAAUAGAGAAUUAAGCGAAAUCUUCAAUAAACCAAUCACAGUCGAUAUGGGCGACUCAUAAUCUCACACAAGUGAAGUGGGUGUGUGUAAUACAUUGUACAAUUGAGCAAUAAAAGAAGAC
This is a messenger RNA of Meira miltonrushii, 690 nucleotides long. Its product is annotated as Frataxin. The record is from RefSeq and is a predicted model, not a curated record. The transcript has 3 exons. Gene Ontology annotation, cellular component: mitochondrion. Gene Ontology annotation, molecular function: ferroxidase activity; iron chaperone activity; ferric iron binding. Bases 40 to 630 code for a protein of 196 amino acids. Lineage: Eukaryota; Fungi; Basidiomycota; Exobasidiomycetes; Exobasidiales; Brachybasidiaceae. Gene Ontology annotation, biological process: iron incorporation into metallo-sulfur cluster; intracellular iron ion homeostasis.